AUGGCCUACAAAAGUAUGAUCUCUACAUUGGCCUUAUUUCCAAUGACAUGGGCUGCCGCAGCCGACCUAACUUCCCACGUGGACCCCUUCAUGGGCUCCGAAAGCGGCGGCAACAACUUCCCCGGCGUCGCCCGCCCCUUCGGCAUGGUCAAACUAGGGCCGGACCUCUACGACGCCAAAUCCGACGCCUACUCCGGCUACCUAUCCACAGGCAACUUCUCGGGCUUCAGCAUGAUGCAUGAGCAGGGGACCGGCGGGGCACCUAAGUACGGAACCGUCGCGCAGCUGCCUCUGGUGGGGAAGACCAUCAAGGAUCCGUUGUCGAAUUUGACCGUGGAAAGGGAUGGUGAUGAUCAGGCUGAGUUGGGAUACUAUAAGGCGAAGACGGGUGAGGGGGUUAGUGUGGAGCUUGGGGCCUCGGCGCAUGCGGGGAUGUACCGAUAUGGUUUUCCUGAGGGGAGUCAGGGGAAUAAUGUGCUGGUUGAUGUGGCGCAUGUUUUGCCGUCGUUUCGGGGACAGGGGCUUGGGCAGGGUUAUAAGGGUGGGAAUAUCACUGUUUUUGCGGAUGGGCAUUACGAGGGCUCGGGGGUUUAUGAUAACGGGUGGAAUCUUUCGCCUGACUGGGCGAUUUACUUCUGUGGUUACUUCGAUACAACGAUUACCAGCAACAAGACCUACGUUGGAACAGACAAAGAUGGCAGCACCGAGCAACCCAGCGGGACCGCAUCGUCAGCAUCUACAUCGAAGCGCGUUGGUGCUGUGUUCUCUUUCAACGAGUCAGAGGUGACUUCACGAGUAGGCAUCUCCUGGAUCUCAACCGCCAAAGCCUGUCGCAAUGUCCAGGACGAGAUCCCAGCAAAAACAAACUUCGAUACAGUCGUCCAAGACACCAAAUCCAAAUGGAACACCAAAGUGCUCAACAAAAUUACCACGACAAACACCAAUUCAACAAGCCUGCAGUUGCUCUACACAUCGCUAUACUUCAUGCACUUGAUCCCAACGAACCAAACAGGCGAAAAUCCCAACUGGACUUCUAACGAGCCAUACUACCAAGAUAUUUUUACCUUUUGGGACCUCUUCCGCUGCACAACCUCUCUCCUCCAAAUCCUCCAACCAACCGCCUACGAAGAACAAAUCCGCUCUCUAAUUGACAUCUACCGCUACGAAGGCUACCUUCCCGACGCUCGCUCGUCAAACUACAACGGCCGCACACAAGGUGGUUCCAACGCAGACAAUAUCCUCGCUGAUGCUUACGUGAAAGGUGUCCGUGGCGCGGUAGACUGGGAAGAUGGGUACAGGGCCAUGCUGAAGGACGCGGAGGUUACGCCGGCAAACGAACCCGUUGAUUCCAUGGCGCCCGACUCCUCGACUAAAGAAGGGAGAGGGGCGUUGCCGGAUUGGAAGGCGUUGGGGUAUAUCACGCCGAAGUAUAGUCGGGCUGUUACGCGUGCGGUGGAGUAUUCAUGCAACGACUUUGGACUGUACCAGGUUGCUUCUGGGUUGGGAAAGAGCGAUGAUGCGGAGAAGUACUUGAAUCGAUCCCGCAACUGGCGGAAUCAUUUCAACUCUGGCCAGACUUCAUUGGGGUUCAAGGGGUUCGUGGUCCCGCGUAACUCGUCGGGAUUUAUCGAAACGGAUCCCCUCAAUGACAGCGGAUACUGGAGCGACCCGUAUUACGAGGCAAGCUCAUGGGCAUACACCUGGGCCGCCGUGCACGAUAUGAAACACAUGAUCGAGCUAAUGGGCGGACGCCAAACCGUGCUCAACCGACUAGACACCAUGUUCACGCCAGGCGCUGAUGGCUCUGACUCGGGGAUGAUUUUUGAUCCUACUAAUGAACCAAUGUUCAACAUCCCCUACCUCUAUCACUACAUCUCCCGCCCCGACCUCUCAACACUCCGCUCCCGCCGCAUCGCCAAAGAACACUACUCAACUGGCAAAUCCGGCCUUCCCGGAAACUCCGACACCGGCGCCAUGCAAUCCUGGCUGCUCUGGAACAUGAUUGGUCUGUACCCGAUAACCGGACAGACGACUUUCCUGAUCCACGCGCCGUGGUUCGAGUCUCUUGCUGUUGAUUUGGGGGACGGGAAGACGUUAGAAGUUACUGCGAGGGGCGGCGAUGCCGAUGGUGAUGGGGAGAAGGUUUAUGUGCAGGGAUUGAAGGUUAAUGGGGAGAGGUGGAGGAGGAGUUGGGUGGAUUGGAGUGAUGUUUUUGAAAGUGGUGGCAAGUUGGAGUUUGAGUUGGGAAGUAGGGCUGUUAAUUGGACGGAUGGGAAGGUGCCGCCUAGUCCGGCGUCGUGA
This is a messenger RNA of Aspergillus chevalieri, 2301 nucleotides long. RefSeq lists its product as uncharacterized. Gene Ontology annotation, biological process: carbohydrate metabolic process; protein deglycosylation; glycoprotein catabolic process. The coding region runs from base 1 to 2301 and encodes 766 amino acids. Lineage: Eukaryota; Fungi; Ascomycota; Eurotiomycetes; Eurotiales; Aspergillaceae. The transcript has 5 exons. The record is from RefSeq and is a predicted model, not a curated record. Gene Ontology annotation, cellular component: nucleus; cytosol. Gene Ontology annotation, molecular function: carbohydrate binding; peptide-N4-(N-acetyl-beta-glucosaminyl)asparagine amidase activity.